UUACUCGCUGCGAAGUGUUGUUAUGUCAGGUCGGUAUAUGUAACUUGUACGUAAGCAGCACUUCGGUAAUAGCUGCAGUUUUUGUGGGAAUCACAGAGGACAUAAAGAAAUUCAGCAUGCUUGGAGCAGUGGUGAUUGGCAUUGGCACAGCUGGUUGUGUUAGGAUCAGAGACAUGCUGGUGCCACUACGUGGCAGUCCUGCAGAGAAACUCGCUGUCAAAGGAUUUAUAUCCAGGAGAAGCCUGGAGCCUCAGCAGGGAGUGAGUCGGAUCUCACUGGAGGAGGCUUUGGGUAGAGACGACGUUCAUGUGGCGUUCAUCUGUACUGAGAACAUGUCACACGAGGACAAUGUCAGGAUGUUUCUGCAGGCACAGAAGCAUGUCUGUGUUGAGUAUCCUAUGACCAUGAGCUACAAGGCUGCGGUGGAGCUUUGGGACUUAGCUGAAGAAAAAGGAGUGAUUCUGCAUGAAGAACACAUUGAGCUGCUGACAGAGGAAUACAAACAGCUGAAGAGAGAGGUAGAGGGGAAAACCUUGCAAGAAGGUACUCUUCAUUUUACUGGUGGAGCUUUAAAGCCUGGAUUUGGUUUCCCAUCAUUCAGCGGCAUCGCCCGCCUUACUUGGUUGGUUGAGUUGUUUGGUGAGCUCUCAGUAUCUGCAGCAACACUGGAGGAGGACCCUGCUAACAGCUACAGCAAGAUGACUGCAAAGCUGCUAACAUCUGACAACAGAUCUCUGACAUGGAUUGAGGAACGGCAACCAGGCCUCCCCCGAGCAAAAAACAUCAACUUUCAGUUUGAUUCAGGGCCUCUGACUCAGAUUCCUCCGGCACCAAGAGGGACCGUGGGCCUUUUUAUGCAAGACCUGAUCCAUUUCUCUGCUAAGCUGGCAGGCCAAGUGAGUCCUGAAGAGCUCCAGAGAGAGAGAGUCAGGGUCCUACACUGCCUGGAACUGGCAGGCAAAAUACAAGAGCUUUGCCAAGGUUAAAGGGAAACUCCUUGAUCUCAUUGGAUGAUAGUUACAUUUAUACCCCUGUUUCAAAAAACAUUUGGGAUGCUGUGUGGAAUGUAAAUAAAAUGCAGUGAUUUGAAAGUCACAUAUAUUUAUAGGCUACGUCCACACGUACACGGGUAUUUU
Messenger RNA from Maylandia zebra (zebra mbuna), 1136 nucleotides. It is a transcript of the gene blvra, whose product is annotated as biliverdin reductase A. NCBI's taxonomy places the organism in Eukaryota, Metazoa, Chordata, Actinopteri, Cichliformes, Cichlidae. Gene Ontology annotation, biological process: heme catabolic process. Gene Ontology annotation, molecular function: biliverdin reductase [NAD(P)H] activity; nucleotide binding; zinc ion binding. The record is from RefSeq and is a predicted model, not a curated record.